CUGGCGUCUUGGUUUGCCGGAAGCAUCAAAAGCAGCGCCCGACGGUCGCCCAUGCCGCCCAAGGCGCCCAAAGCCGGCGCCAAGAAGGCAGCGGCUAAGCCUGCCGCAAGCCCUGAGCCUCCGCCGCCAGCAAGAUCCCCCAGCCCGGAGAAGUUAUCGGUGUUCGAUGCAGAGACCAACCUGAAUUUCGUGGAGGACGAAGACUGGGCGUCCCUUGCUGAAAAUGCGACCAACCCCACCAUUGCCAAGGUCCUGGAGGCGGCCCAGCUGCUGCUGGGCGCCGAAGACGCCGCCGGCGGCGGCGGCGACGUGGCGCCGCUGCUGGCGGCGCUGAGAGCGCUGGGCCCAAGGGCGGGGCAGCUGGCGAAGGCCAAGGCAGCGCUGGAGGCGAUGGACCUGGGGAAGUUGCAGGAGAAGCCCAGCGCUUCAGCCAAGGCGGAGCCCAAAGUGGCGGCGAAGUCGGCCAAGGCCAAGGCCAAGGCGCCCGCCGCGCCGCCCCCGCUGCCCGGAGCUCCCGCGGUGCUGGCCCUGGCACAGCUGAUCGAAGCCUACGUGGCGGAGCGAGAAAGCGUGCAGAAAUACGAUAUGGAGUGGCAGCCGGUGCCGUUUAGGCAGCUUUACCGCAGCCUGCAGCGGGCACUGCUGGCGCGGCAGCACGCCUGCCUCCUGUGCUGCUCCGCUCGGGCCGCGGCGGCGGCCAAGCUCCACUGCCAGCUCGCAGGCAGCGUGAUCUUCGAUCUCUACGAGCUCCAGAUGCGGAUGAAUCUCUGCAAGAGCUUGUCCCUGGAGCGAGCGCGACUGGAGCUACACCACGCCUUGAAGGAAGCCAUGAGCUCGGGCAAGCGCCUGGUUCUGCUCCUGGGAUCUUCGCCUUUGAACCUGCGCCACUUCUGCGACAGCCGCGUGCCAUUGGAAAUCUUUGACUUCGAGAAGCUGGAGGAGGUGGGCAAAUCGCUGGGCUUGGAGGUGAACCCGAGCUUCCAAGUGGUGCUGCUGCUUCAGCUACCGAAGACCAAGGCGGAGAAGCAGCUGGCGCAGCUGUUGCCCUUCGACGACCUGGCGGUGUUGGUCUUGGAGGAGACCAGUUUGCCGGCCCUGGCGAGCCUCGCGGCGGCGGAGAAGGCGGCGCCGUGUCUGCGCUCGGGGCUGGAGCUGCUGGUCCUUGAGCCGGAGAAGCGUGAGGUGCUGGAGGAGACAUCGGAGGACCCGGGCAUCAACUCGGAGGACUUCGAAUACCUCGAGAACUUCGGCCCCGACUGGGAGGAGCGCUGGUCGCUGGGGCCAGCGGACCAGGACGAGAACGGGAAAGAGAUCCGGAAGGGCUUGAUCACUGCCAAGCUUGUGAAGUACCCGGCCAAUCCCAAGGAUGCGAAGAGCUGCCUGCAGCUGAUGGGAGGGGCGACCAAUGCGCCAUGCACCGGGAUUUGGACGAGCUUCAGCCCGCUGAUCAGACCCACCGAGGUGGAGUUCGAGUUCACCAUGAACGGCAAGGUGGACAUGCCCAACGCCUGCGUGGUCUUCACGGAGAAGCCCUUCGAGGGCGCCCUGCCGGAUUGCACGGUGGGCCUGCAAUUCACCGUGCGGGGAGGUAUGCAGCUCUGCGGCGGUGGAGGUAACCUCGUCAGAAUCAGCAACGACGGCAAGAUUCAGAAUGACAAGUGGAACAAGGUGCUCAUGCAGAUCGACUGGACGGACAAAGUGGUGGUGGCACAAGUGGAUACACGAGGCAAGGGCUAUGCGCCUGCCAUUCAGACUGUGCCCUUCAGGGAUCCCAGCUGCAUGGGCUUCGGUGCGCUCUUCAUCUACAACACGGACACGCAGGCCACCUGCUGGUUCACCUCCCUGAGAGUGAAGCAAAGCAAAGAUAUGCUCCUUGACACCGAUGCCUUGGCUGCCCGCAGAGAUCUGGCAGAGCGGCUGAAGCAGAGGGAGUACCAGAUGGCAGUGGACGCGGAUAUGGAGGUGGGGAUGAAGAUGGGUGCUAUCAAGUCCACUUCCUGUCACGGCAUGAACCUCGCCAUGGAGCAGGCUGCCAACAAUGCCAGUAGCAAGGCGAUGGGGUGAAGCUUUUUGCGCGUGCACCCGUGAGAGGAGCUCGCGAAAGCAGCGCUCGGCCCAGAGAUCUCGGAGAAGAUGACCCACGAACUCUAAAGCGCGUCGGCUGGCGGCGUGUCAGGCCCAAAGGGAAGUCCAGGUGCAAAGCUAGGUCCCCCAGUAGUGCCC
Messenger RNA from Effrenium voratum, 2223 nucleotides. The record is from the annotation of a GenBank genome assembly. Lineage: Eukaryota; Dinophyceae; Suessiales; Symbiodiniaceae.